Molecule: messenger RNA, 1283 nt
Organism: Mucor mucedo
Lineage: Eukaryota; Fungi; Mucoromycota; Mucoromycetes; Mucorales; Mucoraceae
Product: WD40-repeat-containing domain protein
Exons: 5
Coding region: 259-1215 (318 amino acids)
Biological process (GO): spliceosomal snRNP assembly
Cellular component (GO): SMN complex
Molecular function (GO): RNA binding; protein binding
Source: RefSeq, a predicted model, not a curated record
UUUUUUUUUUCUUUCUUUCUUUCUAAAACAUUGAGCUUCUUCUUUUUAAUUCAUUAAGAAGUAAAAAAGAAGGAGGUUAUAAUAGUCUCUUUUCUCUUUGCUGUCUCUCUCUCUUUUUUUUUUUUUUUUUUUUUUUUUCUUUACUCGCCACCUUUUUUUCACGAAACCUUCCUACUUGUAACGACAACUUUUUCUCAUCUUAUUUUCUGCCCGGGCCCUUUUUUUUUUGUUUUCUUGAAAAAAAAAAGAUUGUAAAUAAUGAACAACAAUAACAACAAUAACGGAAACAGAGUGAUUCCCUUGACUUGUUCAGGACAUACACGACCUGUUGUGGACCUUCAAUUCUCUCCCAUUACAGCUGACGGAAAAUACUUUUUAAUAUCUGCUUGCAAAGAUGGCAAUCCCAUGUUACGCGAUGGGGUGACGGGUGACUGGAUUGGUACGUUUGGUGGACACAAGGGAGCUGUAUGGAGUGCACGUCUCUCCAACGACUCUGAAAAGGCAGUAACGGGUUCAGCCGAUUUCAGUGCUAAAGUAUGGGACACGCAUAACGGUCAAGUACUGCACACCUUUCUUCACGGACAUAUUGUGCGUGCGGCUGACUUUAACUCAGAUUCGACCCGCAUCAUGACGGGUGGUAAAGAAAACAAGCUCAGAAUAUUUGAUCUUUAUAGACCCGAUGCAGCACCCAUGGAGCUGAUUGGUCACGAGGAUAUGAUUCAAGCGGUUGUCUGGGAUGAGAAACAUCAUGCUGUCCUUAGUGCGGGUGAUGAUGCCACCGUCAGAAUAUGGGAUUUACGUACUAUGCGUGAAAGUGGAAAGAUUCAAUGUGAUGCUCCCGUUUCCACCAUGACUCUCUCUGCAGAUGGUCAAUACGUUACUUGGGCUGCGGGUAAAACUGCCAACUUCUGGAGCCCCGAGAGAAGCGUGGAUAAUGUUCGCAAGAUCGAGACAAAGGAAAUUACUUCAUCUGUAUCUCUUCACCCUAACCAUAAAAAGUUUGUUGCUGGUAGCAGUGAAGACUUGUGGGUUCGCAUCUAUGAUUUCGAUACUGGCGAAGUUUCAGAGGUGUAUAAGGGUCAUCAUGGACCCAUUCAUACGGUCAGUUACAGUCCUGAUGGAGAGAUUUAUGCAACAGGUUCAGAGGACGGCACCAUCAGAUUAUGGCAAACAGACGCUACCAAGCCUUAUGGAUUAUGGCAAAGAGACGCUUAAAAAGAAAGAUCGGAGAUGCUUUUCUAUUAUCUCUCUCUCUCUAUGAUCAUAUGCACGGACAAUAUUUG